AAAAAAUCGGUGAAACACAAAAGGACGUUCCAAUUUUUCCAUUCUUUAAAUUAUCCAGGGUUUAUUUAAUCGACGAAAAAUUAACAAGUUGAAAUUUUUUGUCCAAUUAAAAAUAACGAAAGGUGCAUUUAGUGAACGUCACAUUUGUGACCUGUAAAUAAUUCAGUACGAAAUUAGGGUUAUGACAUUUAAGUCAUAAAUUAAUCAAUUAAUAAUAAUUAUUUGUAAAUAAUUUGGAAUUAAAAAGUUCCUGUUUUGCGAUGCGGCGUUUUAAAAUUCCCUCCUAAAUUUUAGUUCAGUCCAACUUUCUAUAGAUGACCGUCUAGUCGGUUUCCUUUCGCGUAGAUGAAAAAAAUGAGCAGCUCAGAGGAAGUAUCGUGGAUUUCGUGGUUCUGUGGAUUACGAGGAAAUGAAUUUUUCUGCGAGGUUGAUGAGGAUUACAUUCAAGAUAAAUUCAACCUUACGGGGCUAAAUGAACAAGUGCCACAUUAUAGACAAGCUUUAGAUAUGAUCUUAGAUUUGGAACCAGAUGAUGAAUUAGACGACAAUCCCAAUCAGUCCGAUCUAAUAGAACAAGCGGCGGAGAUGCUGUACGGUUUGAUCCACGCUAGAUACAUAUUAACAAAUAGGGGCAUCGCCCAGAUGAUAGAAAAAUAUCAAUCGGGCGACUUCGGCUACUGCCCUAGGGUGUACUGUGAAUCACAACCUAUGUUACCUUUAGGUUUAUCGGACGUUCCUGGCGAGGCCAUGGUGAAAUCGUAUUGUCCGAAAUGCAUGGACGUGUACACGCCGAAAUCGUCGCGGCACCAUCACACGGACGGCGCCUACUUCGGCACCGGAUUUCCACACAUGUUGUUCAUGGUCCAUCCGGAAUACAGACCGAAACGUCCUUCGAAUCAGUUCGUUCCUAGGUUAUUUGGAUUCAAAAUACACCCGUUGGCAUAUCAGCUGCAGCAACAGGCUGCGUCGACGUUCAAGACACCGUUGAGGGCGCUGACUUUCAAUAACGGCAAGCGUUAGAUUUGACGAUAAUGAACAAACGGAAUGGAAACAAAUCGAACAUUUAUGAAAUUAUAACCAAGUGAAUUUAUGAAAUAUAGUUUAAAUGUGUUUUUUGAAGGAAUUACAUCAUUUCUGUUUAGUGGUUCAUUGUUUCUAGUUUAAUGUAUCGAUUCUUUUUUUUAUUAUUAAUGAGUGUAUGCGUAAAAAAACUGAAAUUAGAACUGUUGAUCAUAUUACACACACUAUUCCUUCGAACUUAUGCCGCAGUAAACUAAUUUUUUUAGUGUUCAUAGUAAAAAAUUCUUGAAAUACUUAUGUUAACAAAAGUUAGUUGAGUUACAUUAACUUACAAGUUGUUUAUACAGGACGUUUUAUUAUGUUAAUAGUGGAUCUACUUAACAUUACCAAAGAAUCUGUUCUUAAAAAAUUAACUUUUAAAGUAUUUUUUUCCGCAAACAUCCUGUAUAAUUAUCUUACCAUGUGAUAUAAUUUUUUAUUUAGCUUAUAAUUUUUGUUGACAUAAUUAUCUAAACUUGGGAUACAUAAAAUUGUUUCAUUGCAUUUAUUACAAAAAUAAUAAACUAUUAGAUUUUCAACGUUCAGUUUUUAUUUAAAAAAAAUUAAGACCGAUCUAAAAUAUUUUUUUAAUAGGUAGAACUAGAAUAAUUAUUUAUGUUUGUUACGAGCUAUGUCAUUAUUUUAUACAAGGCGUUAUGUUACUUCUUACUGUUGUAUAAAAACGUAGUAGUAGACCAUAAAAUGACUAAUAGAAAUUUUCAAUUAUUUAAAUACCUUAACAUUAAAAUGCAACUAAUACAAUACCUCCUACUCCAUUAAGUAACAAUUAGGGAAGGAUUCAAAAAUGUCUGCAAUAUUAAUGCUUUCUCUAAUAACAAAUAACAGGUACUAAAUUUCUAUUAAAUUUUUUGGUCGGCUAUUAAUAAAUGCAUGUAUUAUAGUAAUAUUCAAUGAGCUCUGAGUAUCGAUUGCUAUUAUUCACCUAUACGUUUGUGUUGUGAAUAUACCAAGUGAAUAGCAGCAGACAUAUGCCAGUAGAGCAUAAUAGUUUAUCCACGACAUUAAACAAUUCGACUAGGUAGGAAAAAAUUGUAAUUUUUAACAUACUUGUAGUGUCAAAUCUUGGAUUUCUGUAGCAAUAAUUUCAGUAAAUUUAUUUACCUACAAGAUAUUUAUUUGUCCUUAAAAAAGCAUUAAAUUGGGUUGGAAUAGGGAUAACGUCCUUCCGAGGAUUUCGAUUAACUGCCAUUGUAAAUAGCGCUUUUAACUAACAAAAAAAGCCGUUUAAAAAAUCGAACCGAAACCCACACUUUUUCCUCAAACAAACCAAUCACCGUGUACCGAGCAUCAUCGCAAGCAGUGGAUAAAAUUAACUCGUUGAAUAUUUAAACUAUAAUCGUUUAGUAGAUAAAUAAUCGGUUGAACAAAAAGCGAAACGUAUAGCUCUGUACAGGCCCGUUUAAUUUAAGUAAAUUAUACGAUACAAUUAUU
Molecule: messenger RNA, 2511 nt
Organism: Phyllotreta striolata
Lineage: Eukaryota; Metazoa; Arthropoda; Insecta; Coleoptera; Chrysomelidae
Source: the annotation of a GenBank genome assembly